UUAUUUUAUUUAAUUUUUUAGAAUUAAUCCUCUCUCGUCUUCCCCAAACUCCAUUUUCGAACUUGUUGUUAUAUGAUCGGAGAAGUGGUCACUUGAUCUGCCAAGUUCUUCUUCUUCUUCUUCUUCUACCUCGUCGUUGCUUUUGAAGCAGAACUUGUAUGAGAUUUUGUUGUAUAGGACUCUUUUUGCGUGUUAAUCUAGGGUUUAUCGAAUCGUUUCGUUUCUCUUGUUAAGAGUUGUCAGAGUUCAUCGAUUGGUCAGAGCCGCUUUUGUUGAAUUCUAAAAUUUUUCUUCUGGUGGUUUCGUUGCUUUAUUGAAAUAUCUGAGAAUUCUGGUGUGGCGGAGUUACUGAGUUAUUGGAAGAAAUUAGGGUUUUGAUUCCGAUUUUUGAUUCAUGGAUAUCGAUGGUGUAAACGAUGUUCAGAUUUUGGAUCAUGAGCUCUUGCAGCUUCCGGGUUUGUCUCCUGUAUCGCUCAAAGCUAACCCUCAUAUUGCUGAGGAACUCUUCUCUCAGUGGCUUUCACUCCCUGAAACUGGCCGAUUGGUCAAGUCUUUGAUCGAUGAUACUAAAUCUAGCACCCCAGGCAGUGUAUCCAAGAAUUGUACCAAUCUCAGCGUUGCUUGCGGAAGUGCAUUGCCAUCUGUGUUUCUGAACAGCGGCACUCCCCCACUAUCCCCACGAGGCUCACCUGGGUCUCCUCGUUUCUCAAGGCAAAAGACAAGCCCUUCUCUACAGUCUCCUCUGAAAUCAGUCAGGGAACCAAAGCGCCAACUCAUUCCUCAGUUUUACUUCCAACAUGGGCGUCCACCUGCGAAAGAAUUAAGGGAGGAAUGUAUAUCCAUGGUUGAUCAAUGUUUUAAUAACUAUAUAGACGGAGCUCAUAUGGAUGAAUUCAAAUCCAUUACUAAAGAAGUGUGCAAGCUGCCUUCUUUUCUUUCUUCUGUACUAUUUAGAAGGAUAGAUACGAGUUGCUCCGGUAUCGUUACAAGGGAUGCAUUUAUCAAGUAUUGGGUUGAUGGAAAUAUGUUGGCAAUGGACGUAGCCUCACAGAUAUAUAAUAUUUUAAGGCAGCCAGGUUGCAAGUACCUUAGACAGGCUGACUUCAAACCACUUCUUGAUGAGCUUCUGACAACUCAUCCAGGCCUGGAAUUCCUCAGGAAUACACCUGAAUUUCAAGAAAGAUAUGCUGAGACUGUCAUCUACAGAAUAUUUUACUACAUAAACAGAUCAGGUACUGGUUGCAUUACUCUUAGAGAGCUGAAGCGUGGGAAUCUUAUUGCUGCCAUGCAACAAGUUGACGAAGAAGAUGACAUCAAUAAAGUUAUUAGGUACUUCUCCUAUGAGCAUUUCUACGUUAUAUACUGCAGAUUUUGGGAACUCGAUGGCGACCAUGAUUUCCUUAUUGAUAAGGAAAACCUCAUCAAAUAUGGUAAUCAUGCUCUUACCUACAGGAUUGUCGACAGAAUAUUUUCACAGGUCCCUAGGAAAUUUACGAGCAAAGUCGAGGGGAAGAUGAGUUAUGAAGAUUUUGCAUACUUCAUUCUUGCUGAAGAGGAUAAGUCAUCUGAGCCUAGUCUUGAGUAUUGGUUCAAGUGCAUAGACCUUGAUGGAGAUGGGGUGAUCACUCCCAACGAAAUGCAGUUUUUCUACGAAGAGCAGCUUCAUCGCAUGGAAUGUAUAACCCAGGAACCUGUACUGUUUGAAGAUAUCCUAUGUCAAAUAUUUGACAUGAUUAAACCAGAGAAGGAGAACUGCAUCACACUCCAAGAUCUGAAAGCAUCUAAACUUUCUGGAAAUAUUUUCAAUAUACUCUUCAAUCUGAACAAAUUCAUGGCAUUUGAAACUCGUGACCCAUUUCUUAUUCGCCAGGAACGCGAGAAUCCAACACUGACAGAAUGGGACCGAUUUGCUCAGAGAGAGUAUGUGCGGUUGUCAAUGGAGGAAGAUGUGGAGGAAGUCUCGAAUGGGAGUGCAGAUGUUUGGGACGAACCACUCGAAUCUCCAUUUUAAGUGCGACUCGUAAGAGUUUUUGGUAAGAAGAAGAAGAAGAAGAAGAAGAAGAAGAAGAGGUUGGAUCUUCUUGGCUGGUAACAGCUGCGAAAUCGUCUCGCAGACAACCACGAAAGCUUGUCCAUUCCACCUAGAGGUUUGCGUCCCACGCAUAGUCUGUGGUUAUUUCGUGAAAUAUGUGUUCUUGCUUAGGUUGUUCAUGGUUGGACCUGGACCUUAUUUCAAUCUUUGUAUAUUAUUUAUAUACAACGGUUUAUAGUGUUUUGAGGAACCAACAGCAACGGUUUAAUAAUGAAAAAUCAAAAGAACUAUGUACAAAGACACUUCUUUUUGUGUGUUGGGAACAAGUACACAAAUCGUAGAACUUGUUUUU
This is a messenger RNA of Capsella rubella, 2384 nucleotides long. RefSeq names its product serine/threonine protein phosphatase 2A regulatory subunit B''alpha. Gene Ontology annotation, molecular function: calcium ion binding; protein phosphatase regulator activity. Gene Ontology annotation, cellular component: protein phosphatase type 2A complex. The coding region runs from base 395 to 2011 and encodes 538 amino acids. Gene Ontology annotation, biological process: protein dephosphorylation. The transcript has 13 exons. Lineage: Eukaryota; Viridiplantae; Streptophyta; Magnoliopsida; Brassicales; Brassicaceae. The record is from RefSeq and is a predicted model, not a curated record.